Molecule: messenger RNA, 1485 nt
Organism: Thyridium curvatum
Lineage: Eukaryota; Fungi; Ascomycota; Sordariomycetes; Thyridiales; Thyridiaceae
Exons: 5
Coding region: 1-1485 (494 amino acids)
Biological process (GO): intracellular glucose homeostasis; glycolytic process; glucose 6-phosphate metabolic process
Cellular component (GO): cytosol; mitochondrion
Molecular function (GO): glucokinase activity; mannokinase activity; fructokinase activity
Source: RefSeq, a predicted model, not a curated record
AUGGUCGGACUAGGCCCCAAGAAGCCGCCUUCACGCAAGGGCACAGGCUCCCUGGCAGAUGUCCCCAAGGAUCUCCUCAAGGAGAUUGAGCAGCUGGAGCGCCUGCUCACCGUCGACUCAGCCAAGCUCAAGCAAAUCACCGACCACUUCGUCAAGGAGCUCGAGAAGGGUCUCAGCGUGGAGGGAGGUAGCAUCCCUAUGAACCCGACGUGGGUCAUGUCGUUCCCGGAUGGCUACGAGACUGGCACUUUUCUCGCCCUUGACAUGGGUGGCACCAACCUUCGUGUCUGCGAGAUCACCCUGACCGACCAGAAAUCCGAGUUUGACAUCAUCCAGUCCAAGUACCGCAUGCCUGAGGAGCUCAAGACAGGCGAUUCUGAGGAGCUCUGGGAGUACAUCGCAGACUGUCUCCACCAGUUCAUUGAGACGCACCACGGCGAGGCCAACCACCCCGAGAAACUGCCUCUCGGUUUUACCUUUUCCUACCCCGCGACUCAGAACUACAUCGACGAGGGCAUUCUGCAGCGCUGGACCAAGGGCUUUGACAUCGCGGGCGUCGAGGGUAAGAACGUCGUGCCCAUGUUUGAAGAGGCCCUGAAGCGCCGUGGUGUUCCCAUCAAGCUCUCGGCCUUGAUCAACGAUACCACCGGUACCCUGAUCGCCUCGGCCUACACUGACACCAAGAUGAAAAUUGGCUGCAUCUUUGGCACCGGCUGCAACGCCGCCUACAUGGAGGACUGUGGUUCCAUCCCCAAGCUGGCCCACAUGAACCUGCCCCCCGACACCCCCAUGGCCAUCAACUGCGAGUGGGGCGCGUUCGACAACGAGCACAAGGUCCUGCCGCGUACCCCCUACGACAUUAUCAUCGACAAGGACUCGCCGCGUCCGGGCCAGCAGGCCUUUGAGAAGAUGAUUGCCGGCCUGUACCUCGGUGAGAUCUUCCGCCUGAUCAUGGUCGACCUGCACGACAACCACGAGACCCACAUCUUCGAGGGCCAGGACAUCGAGCGGCUCCGUAAGCCGUACUCGCUGGAUUCGUCCUUCCUCUCUGCCAUUGAGGAUGACCCCUUUGAGAACCUGCAGGAGACGUUUGACCUGUUCCAGCACAAGCUGGGCGUCAGCCCCAACCUGCCCGAGCUCGAGCUCAUCCGCAAGACGGCCGAGCUCAUCGGCACGCGCGCGGCCCGCCUGUCGGCCUGCGGCGUCGCCGCCAUCUGCAAGAAGAAGGGCUACGAGAGCUGCCACGUCGGCGCCGACGGCUCCGUCUUCAACAAGUACCCGCACUUCAAGGCCCGCGGCGCCCAGGCCCUGCGCGAGAUCCUCGACUGGCCCGAGAAGAAGAGCAAGAAGGAGGAGGACCCGAUCGAGAUCCUGGCCGCCGAAGACGGUAGUGGUGUCGGAGCUGCCCUCAUCGCCGCGCUCACCCUCAAGCGCGUCAAGCAGGGCAACAUGCACGGCAUCCUGCACCCCGAGAACUUCAAAUAG